AUGAGCAUCACCGUACACAUAAAGUCGGGCCAGAACAAGUGGGAUGUCGCCAUCGACCCCAGCAGCACAAUCGCGCAGUUCAAGAGCGCCAUCGCGGCGCAGUCUGAAAUCGCGCCCGAGAACCAGCGCCUCAUCUACUCGGGCAAGAUUCUCAAGGACGACCAAACCGUCGAGUCCUACAAGAUCCUAGACGACCACUCGGUACACUUGGUCAAGUCGGGCGGUUCCAAGAAGGCUACGUCCCCCGGCGCCACGGCUGCCGCCUCAGGGGACGCCACCGCGACUGGCGCGACAAGCACCCCCGCGGCGCAGCCCCAGCAGAGCGCUCCUGCCAACCUCUCCACGGGACAGGGCAAUGGCUUCAACCCGCUAUCAGACCUCACCAGCGCACGCUACGCAGGCUUCCUGAACCUGCCCUCCGCAGACUCGUUCGGCCCUGACGGCGGCAUGACCAGCGCCCCAAACUCGGACGACGUGCUCAGGAUGCUUGAGAACCCUGUGAUGCAGUCGCAGAUGAAUGAAAUGUUAAGCAACCCUCAGAUGAUCGACUUUCUGAUUCAGCAGAGCCCACAGCUGCAAAGCAUGGGCCCACAAGCACGCACCCUUCUUCAGAGUCCCUUUUUCCGCCAAAUGAUGACCAAUCCUGACAUGAUCAGACAGAGCAUGCAGUUUUCGAGCAUGCUGGGUGGCGACUCCGCUGCCGGCGGCGGCUCCUCAUUCCCUGCACCGGGCACUCCCGCGGAGGCUGACGCGCCCAGCCAGCCUGCCGCCAACCCCAGCGCUGCACCCAGCGCUGGUACCGCCAACCCAUUCGCAUCUCUUCUCGGUGGCCAAGCAGGAGCCUCCGGCGCUUCACCUGCAGCCAAUCCCUUCUUGUCUAUGCUAGGAGGCGGCAGUGCGGGCACCCCUCCUGCCCUAGACCCUAUGGUUCUCUCAUCUAUACUCGGAGGCGCCGGCGCGGCAAACCAGCAGCCACAAGAUACAAGACCUCCUGAGGAGCGCUACGAGCAUCAGCUCAGACAGCUGAACGAUAUGGGCUUUUUUGAGUUUGACAGAAACGUAGCCGCCCUGAGACGAAGUGGCGGCUCCGUGCAAGGGGCCUUGGAUGCGCUACUGAAUGGUGACGUUUAA
This is a messenger RNA of Lachancea thermotolerans CBS 6340, 1131 nucleotides long. It is a transcript of the gene DSK2, whose product is annotated as ubiquitin domain-containing protein DSK2. The record is from RefSeq and is a predicted model, not a curated record. The coding region runs from base 1 to 1131 and encodes 376 amino acids. Gene Ontology annotation, cellular component: cytosol. The transcript has a single exon. Gene Ontology annotation, molecular function: polyubiquitin modification-dependent protein binding. Lineage: Eukaryota; Fungi; Ascomycota; Saccharomycetes; Saccharomycetales; Saccharomycetaceae. Gene Ontology annotation, biological process: ubiquitin-dependent protein catabolic process.